AUGGAGAGACAGGCCCAAUGCCUGCUCGACGACGUCGAGGGGGCCUCAGAGUGCCUCCUGCAUGUCAAGUACAACGAGGGCAUGCUCCGGUUCCUGCACCAGCAGAUGAGGACCAUCGCGAGCUAUGUGGUUCGCCUGAUGCAAUCAUUCAGCCUCCAGCAGGGGCCUGAUGGCAUGGACUCUGUCGUGGAGCACUACCUGGGGAUCCUGGCAGAAGAAGUGAAGCAGGGCUUCUUGCUGAUUGCCGGACACGCAAAAGGUGUCACAUUGGAGUCCUUCUACAGAGUCGACUUUGUCAACAUGGCGGUGGAAAAGAUGUGCAGCACAGCCGAAAUGUGCCUUCAGGAAAUGGGCGUCGAUGAUGACUUCUGGAUCGAGACGAUUGUGGACCCGGGGUGCAUCGAGCAGGACAGGAAGUACGUGCAUUGGUACCUCACUUGCCUGCUGGAGUGCAGCGGCGCUGGGCCGAAUGAGAGGCAUCGACGAAAGGAUCUUGGGGCCAAGAUCCUUGAAAAUCAGCACCGUCUGAGGCACCUGAACCUGUGCAUCGACGAGAACCAAAUAGAGCUCAAGGGGCAGAUCGGCCAGGGGCCGCUGGGUCCAGUGUACAAGGGCUACUGGCGGGGGCUGCUGGUGGCAGUGAAGCAGUGCAACAUCCUGAGCCUGGAGGCCAGGGCACAGUUUUUGUGCGAGGCCGAGCUGCACCAGUCGAUGCUCUGCCCCAAUGUAGUGCUGUGCUGGGGGGCCGUGCACACCAAGACAACGAACGCCCUGGUGAUGGAGCUGGCAGAGCACGACCUGGGGAAAUUCUGCCAGACGGGGGUGAUCCCCAGCUACAUAACCCACAUGGAGUGGAAGUUCAAGAUGAACCUGAUGGCGAGCGCGGCGGCGGGCCUGAGGCAGCUGCACGACCAGGGGGUGGUGCACAGGGAUGUCAAUCCCCGCAACUUCCUGGUGUUCAAGGACCCCUCCAUCCCGGGAGGCUACCUCAUCAAGAUCGGCGACUUCGGCAAGUCCCUGGCCAAGGCGGAGCUGGCGGGCGGCGGCCCGGCGGCGCCGCACUACGCCGCCCCCGAGAUCCACGCCGGCAUGGCUCCCACCCGCGCCUCCGACGUCUUCAGCUUCGGCGUCACCAUGUUCGAGGUGGCGACGAAGAGCCCGCCCUACGAGGGCAGCGACAGCGGGCAGCUGUCGGACCGCAAGUCACGGCGGGUGGCGCCCUGCUACGUGGACCCAGAGGACUGCCCGCGGCGCCUGUUGGCGCUGAUGACGGCGUGCAUCGACCCCGAUCCGGAGGGGAGGCCGAGCAUGGAGGAGGUGGAGGCACAGCUGUUGGCGCUGAGCAGCAAGGUGGGGCCAGGGAACGGUGGUGGAAACCGAUGGUCUUCCGAUGCCAACAGCGAUGCCAUUUGA
Messenger RNA from Ostreobium quekettii, 1413 nucleotides. Lineage: Eukaryota; Viridiplantae; Chlorophyta; Ulvophyceae; Bryopsidales; Ostreobiaceae. The record is from the annotation of a GenBank genome assembly.